UUAUUUUCUGUGCGUUGCUUUCUGAUGGGUUCUUCCAUUGCUUUGGCUGAUUCAUGGGCUUUGUUUCCAAAUUUGGAGUGGAGUUACGAUGUGUUUUUAAGUUUUAGAGGAGAGGAUACUCGAUCCAAUUUCACCAGUCAUCUUGUCAUGGCCUUGCAGCAAAAAGGAGUCAAUGUUUUCAUAGACGACAAGCUCAACAGGGGUGAGCAAAUUUCUGAAUCUCUUUUUCGAUCUAUAGAGGAAUCUUUGACUUCUAUUGUUAUAUUCUCGAAAAAUUAUGCAUAUUCUUCUUGGUGUCUGGAUGAGUUGGUGAAAAUAAUGGAAUGUAAGAAAUCCAAGGGCCAAAUAGUUUGGCCAAUUUUCUAUAAGGUGGAUCCAUCGGAUGUACGAAAACAAACUGGAAGUUUUGGAGAAGCAUUUACCACACAUCAAGCUAAGUUCAAGACGAAAAUCCAAAUUUGGAGAGAUGCUUUAACUGCUGCAGCUAACUUGUCUGGUUGGGAUCUAGGAACCAGGAAGGAGGCUGAUCUUAUUCAAGAUCUUAUUAAAGAAGUAUCGUCCAUACUAAAACCUACUUGCAUGUCCUUAUAUGUAGCAAAGUAUCCCGUUGGAAUUGAUUCUCAACUAAAAAAGUUAAGGUCAAACUUCAAUUAUUGGACACAAGAUGAGCCUAGUAUUAGUGUUUACAUGGUGGGGAUAUAUGGGAUGGGAGGCAUUGGUAAGACAACUUUGGCCAAAGCUUUAUACAACAAAAUAGCUUACCAAUUUGAAGCUUGCUGCUUUCUAUCAAAUGUUAGGGAAGCUUCAAAGAAAUUCAAUGGCCUUGUUCAACUUCAGGAAACCUUACUCUAUGAAAUCUUAAAGGUAGAUUUGAAGGUUGACAAUCUUGACAGAGGAAUCAACAUCAUAAGGAAUAAACUACGUUCAAAGAAAGUUCUUAUAGCUCUUGAUGACGUGGAUAAACUUGAGCAGUUAGAAGUAUUGGUUGGUGGACAUGAUUGGUUUGGCGCUGGUAGUAUUAUCAUUGUGACAACAAGAAACCGUCAUUUACUUUCUAUCCAUGAAUUUGAUCAAAAGUAUCGUAUUCAAAGAAUGAAUCUCAAUGAUGCCCUUAAACUUUUUAGUUGGCAUGCUUUUAAGAAAAGUCAUCCACCAAGUACAUAUCUAGACCUUUCAAAACGUGCUACAAGUUAUUGUAAAGGUCAUCCACUGGCUCUUGUUGUUUUGGGUUCCUUCCUUUGUACUAGAUACGACCAAGCAGAAUGGGCAAGUAUAUUAGAUGAAUUUGAAAACUCUUUGAACAAAGACAUCAAUGAUAUUCUUCAAAUAAGUUUUGAUGGACUUGAAGAAAAAGUAAAGGAGAUUUUCCUUGAUAUUUCUUGCUUCCUAGCUGGAGAGAAAGUUGACUACGUUAAGAAUAUUUUGAACGCAUGUCAUUUCAAUGCAGAUUUUGGAAUUAUAGUCCUUAUGGAUCUUUCACUUAUUAUAGUUGAAAAUGAUAAGGUGAAAAUGCAUGAUUUAAUACGACAGAUGGGUAAAAAAAUAGUCAAUGGAGAAUCUUCUGAGCCGGAAAAAAGGAGUAGGUUGUGGUUGGUACAAGACGUUUUGAAGGUGUUAAGUGAUAAUUCAGGAACAGAUGCAAUUAAAGCCAUAAAGUUGGAGUUACCUAAACCCACACGGUUGGAUGUGGAUCCUCGAGCUUUUAGAAACAUGAAAAACCUAAGAUUGUUAAUGGUUGGAAAUGCAAGAUUUUCCACUGAUAUUAAAUAUCUACCGAAUAACUUAAAGUGGAUUAAAUGGCAUGGAUUUGCUCAAAAAUCUUUGCCAUCUUCCUUUAUUACAAAAGAUCUCGUUGGAUUAGAUUUGCAACAUAGCCUCAUCCGAAAUUUGGGGAAAGAAUUGAAGGAUUGUCAAGGGUUGAAGUUCGUUGAUCUUAGUUACUCUACUUCAUUAGAGAAAAUUUCUGACUUCUCUGCAAUAUCGUCAAACUUUAUAGAAUUGUAUCUUAGCAAUUGCACAAAAUUGAGAACCAUUCCUACUUCAAUUGCUUCUCUUGAUAAGCUUGUUGCCUUAAACCUUAAUCAUUGUUUGAAUCUUAAAAAGCUUCCAAACUAUCUCAUGUUGAAGUCUCUUAAAAUUUUGAAACUUGGUUACUGCCAAAAACUUGAGGAACUUCCAGACUUCUCUCCAUCAUCAAAUCUUCAAAAAUUAUAUCUCAAUAAUUGCACAAAAUUAAGAGUGAUUCCCGAGUCUAUUAGAGCUUUAGAUAGUCUUCUCACCUUGGACCUUACAAAAUGCACUAACCUUGAAAAGCUUUCAAACUACCUCGCGUUAAAGUCCCUUGUAUAUUUAAAACUCUCGGGCUGUUCUAAGCUUGAAAAGUUUCCAGAAAUUGAUGAAAACAUGAAAUGUUUAAGGUUUUUGGAUUUGGAUUUCACGGCCAUAAAGGAGCUACCUUCAUCAAUUGGAUGCCUUAAUGAGCUUUCUGUGUUGGACCUUGAAGGUUGCACAAACCUCAUCUCCCUUCCUAGUACCAUUUAUUUGCUACCAAAUCUUCGUCAUCUUCGUCUUAAUGGGUGUUCUAGAAUUGAAAUGUUACCCAAUAAAUGGCAUCCAACCAACGAUCCAGUAUGCUCUUCUCCAAAUCACAAACACUUUGUCGAGUUCACAAUUUCCGAGCUUGAAAAUUGCAAAAUAUCAAAUGCGGAUUUUAUGAACAUGUUGUGUGAUGUCGCCCCUUUCUCAUCUGGUCUACUCUUAUCGGAGAACAAAUUCUCUAAUCGAAUGUUGUCGGAAAAUAAAUCCUCUAGUCCACCUUCAUGUCCCCAUAAGUUUAAGCCGUUAUGGAAUCUCGAGUCGAGAGACUCAAAACUUUCCUCCACGUUCCCAAGAAAUGGAUGCCACUGGUUGUUGAUCGUUGAGUAGAAGAUCAAUCAGGUCAUUACAGGUAUUCAUAGACAUUUCUUCUAAUCAACGGAGAAAUCCUGAAAAGGUGUAGCUAUCGGACUAUAUCAAAUCCAAUGAAGGUUAGCUUUCGAUACUAUCUCAACAUAGAAAGAACUUUGACUACCUAUGUUAUGUUCAAAGUGGACGAAAUAGAAAAGCAACCAGAUCAAGGGCAGACCAUAAUUUCCUUUAACAUAUGUUAUAGUGAUCGACUCAAAAGUUCUUGUAAGAGAGAAUUUCCAUCGGUAACGUCAGAAUAUAUUUGGUUAAUAUCUACUACUUUUUCAAAUUUUAGUACUAAUUCAAUGGCAAAUGACGGGGAAUCAUGUUAUAGUCAUUCUUUGUGGUUAUUGUAACUAUAAAAAAAAAUUUGGUGUCCAGUUGCUGAAGAUGUUAAUGAGAUAGAAAAUGAUGUUGGAUGGUCAGGGAUAAUUUAUACAAAUUUUGAUCGACCCGAAGAAUUGCCAUGCUCGAUGAGUGAAAUGACAUCCUUACCAACUUUAUUGGUU
Messenger RNA from Cucurbita moschata (crookneck pumpkin), 3455 nucleotides. Its product is annotated as TMV resistance protein N-like. NCBI's taxonomy places the organism in Eukaryota, Viridiplantae, Streptophyta, Magnoliopsida, Cucurbitales, Cucurbitaceae. Bases 25 to 2925 code for a protein of 966 amino acids. The transcript is spliced from 5 exons. Gene Ontology annotation, biological process: signal transduction; defense response. Gene Ontology annotation, molecular function: ATP hydrolysis activity; ADP binding. The record is from RefSeq and is a predicted model, not a curated record.